Molecule: messenger RNA, 1898 nt
Organism: Populus nigra (black poplar)
Lineage: Eukaryota; Viridiplantae; Streptophyta; Magnoliopsida; Malpighiales; Salicaceae
Exons: 2
Coding region: 183-1748 (521 amino acids)
Molecular function (GO): glycosyltransferase activity
Source: RefSeq, a predicted model, not a curated record
UGCAAGUUAUUUCACUUUUUAUAAAGCUAUGCAAGUUACAGAUACAUUCACAUGAUUGAGUCUAUCCUGUCCCCUUUUUAAUCUUUUGUUUUGUUUACUUUCUUUGGAUUGUCUUGUUUCCAUUCAAUUCCUUUUUAACCUGCAAUUGGGAGGCUUCUUUUCGACUCAAUUCCAUAGUUUUUAUGCUAGAGAAUUUAUGCAUGAUAUGGGGAUCUGAUGAUCUAAUCUCCUUGUCACGAUUUCUCACUUUCGAGAGAGAGAGAGACUCCCAUUACAUCAUGGCUAAAUCAACUGUAGAACUAAGCAGACCCGCAAAUCCCACUCUCAAAAAACCUUCAUUUCCUAAAAAACGCACGACCAUGUCAGUCUUAAUUUGUUUAUACUCCCCUAAGCUCUCUAUCUUCCUUCUAGCCCUUUGUGUUUCUCUCUUCACUCUCUACCACAUCCAGUCCCUCCAUGCCCGGACGACAUCUUCACCAUGGUCUUUCGUGCACCAAUGGGAAAGAGUCACCAAUUGCACUCAAGAACAUGAAUCCAUGGCUGAAAAACUCCGGCAGUCGGUUACAUUUCUUCCACUUAAGGACUUACGUUAUGCGGAUAAAGCUCUUCAAGGUCACACGUGGUUCAUGAGCUCCAUGUAUGAUACUCGUGAAGAGGGUGGGGUGCAAUAUCAGCAGUUUCCUUCAGAAUCAUCAAAACGUAGGCUACUUUGCUUGAAAGGAAAGGAGACACAUGAUGGUUCCUGGAAUUCCUAUGCACUUGCAUGGCCAGAAGCCUUGCCUUUCAAUGCCACGCUUCUGAAAGGCCUAACUUUUGUAUCGUAUAACCAUUAUGACUACGACAACAUUUGGCAUGGGUUAUCAGCUAUGGUACCAUUUGUUGCUUGGCAUAUAAGAAAUGGGUGUGAAUCGCCUAGUAGAUGGAUUUUGUACCACUGGGGUGAGCUAAGGUUCGAAAUGGGUCCAUGGCUGAGGACCCUAACAGGGGCCACAUUCGGUGGAGCCCCAUACACUGAAAGCUUUGAAGGGGUUAACGAUGGCCAACCACUUUGCUUUGAAAAAGCUGUGGUUAUGAGGCACAAUGAAGGAGGCAUGUCAAGGGACAGGAGGACUGAGACUUACGAUUUGAUGAGAUGCAAAGCUAGGAUUUAUUGUAAUGUAAGCUUAGAGGGCCGUAUUCCUGAAGUAAAUAAGCAAGGUUUGCCGGUGGUUGGCAUGACCUUAUUCAUGAGGACUGGUUCAAGAUCAUUCACGAAUGAGUCCGCAGUGAUUGGAAUCUUUGAAAAGGAGUGCGCUAAGGUAGAUGGAUGCAGGUUGAUGGUGGCAUACUCCAACAAUCUAACAUUUUGUGAGCAGGUGAAGAUUAUGAGCUUGACAGAUAUUCUGGUAUCCACUCAUGGUGCUCAAUUAACCAACAUGUUUCUCAUGGACAAAAACAGCAGUGUCAUGGAGUUCUUCCCCAAGGGAUGGUUAAAAGUUGCUGGCGUAGGCCAAUAUGUUUAUCAUUGGAUUGCUAGCUGGUCUGGGAUGCGACACCAAGGCGCAUGGCGGGACCCUAACGGCGAUGAAUGCCCCUACGCCGAAGAUGACCGCCGGUGCAUGUCAAUUUACAAGAAUAGCAAGGUUGGAUUCAAUGAAACUUACUUUUCUGAGUGGGCUAGAGAUGUUCUCAAUGAAGUCAAAAUAAGGAAGUUGGAGGAGGUAGCAGGAAAAACCAUUGCUUCAACUUCUGCUUGUGCUUGUGGCUAGCUAGUAACCUGUUCCUCUCUAAGGCAAUUUCUUGGUUUCAUUUUUGUUCCUUUUCAAUGUAUACUUUGUCAUGGGACAACAAUAUCAAACCAACUAGUGAAGCAAGUUUUACCUUAGAAUUAAUUUGUACUAAGCUUGGAUUUUUUAAUU